AUGACGUUUCUUCGGCGGUGGCGGGAAAGUAAUGCCGGGUUUGCGGGCCGGGCGGUAGACGAAACCCCUCACGCUCCAGUGCCCUUUCUCCGUCAGACACGCCCCCCCCCCCCCGCCCGCCCUUGGUGGGCCCGGCGUGUCAAUCAAGGCGGGUAGUUUGAAUACAGUUUACUGCUAGUGGAAAGAAGAAUAUUUUUCAAAGAUGUCUAAGAUUGAUAAAAUGAGCAUUCUUGGAGUAAGGAGCUUUGGUGUGGAGGAUAAAGAUAAACAAGUUAUCACUUUCUUUAAUCCUCUAACUAUUUUGGUGGGCCCAAAUGGUGCUGGAAAAACGACUAUCAUAGAAUGCCUCAAAUAUAUUUGUACUGGGGACUUCCCACCCGGCAGCAAAGGAAAUUCAUUUGUCCACGAUCCAAAAGUUGCCAAUGAAACAGAUGUCAGAGCUCAAAUAAGACUUCAAUUUCGUGAUGUUAAUGGAGAGCUUGUUGCCGUCCAGCGAUCCAUGGUAUGUUCUCAGAAAGGAAAGAAGACAGAAUUUAAAACUCUUGAAGGAGUAAUUACAAGAAUAAAGCAUGGAGAGAAAGUCAGUCUGAGCUCCAAGUGUGCAGAAAUGGACCGAGAGAUGAUUGCUGCCCUUGGAGUUUCUAAGUCUGUACUUAAUAAUGUCAUUUUCUGCCAUCAAGAAGAUUCCAACUGGCCUCUAAGUGAAGGAAAGGCUCUGAAACAGAAAUUUGAUGAGAUCUUUUCAGCAACAAGGUAUAUUAAGGCUUUGGAAACGCUUCGCCAGGUGCGUCUAAAACAAGGGCAGAGAGUUAAAGAAUGUCAGGUGGAGCUGAAGUACUUGAAGCAGAAUAAAGAAAAAGCACAAGAGAUCCAGAAUCAGCUAACUAGCAGGGAAACUCAGUUAGCCGCCUCCAAAGAAAAUGUCAGACAUAUUGAAAACCAACUAGAGCCUCUAAAGAACUCUUUGAUGGAAAUAGAACAGAACCUUAUAAAAGUCAUGAGACUUGAUAAUGAAAGCAAAGCUCUGGAAAGUCGGAGAAAACAGAUGGAAAAGGAUAAUCAAGACCUGCAACAAAAAAUGGAGAAGGUUUUUCAAGGAAAUGAUGAGCAACUUAGAAGAAUGUAUCAAAACCAUCAGAAAACUGUGAAAGAAAAGGAGAAGCGGUUAACAGAGUGUCAGCGAGAAUUGGAGGCAGUAAACAAAGAAUUCCUAAGAUUUAAUACUGAAAAAUCAGAAUUAUUAGUUGAACAAGGUCGUCUUCAGUUACAGGCAGAUCGUUACCAGCAGCAUAUUAGAACCCGAGAUUCAUUAAUUCAGUCUUUGGCAACUCAGUUGGAAUUGGAAGGAUUUGAAACGGCACCCUUAAAUGAAAGACAAAUCAAUAGUUUUCAGAGGCUGGUAAAAGAGAGACAGGACAAAGAUGUGGAAAGUGCUAAUAAUUUAAUGAAAGAAUUUGGCGAGAAGGAAACAAUGAAGCAGAAACAAAUUGAUGAAAUAAGGGAUAAAAAAACUGGACUUGAAAGAACAAUUGUCCUAAAGUUAGAUAUUCAAAAUAAGAAACAAUUUGAAGUAAAGAAUCUAAAACAGGAGUUACGUCAACUGGAAGGUUCCUCAAAUCGACUCCUAGAACUGGACCAAGAACUUACAAAAGCAAAACAUGAAUUAGCUGAAGCUGAGAAAAAUUGCAAUGUUGAAACCCUAGAAAUGGAAAUUAAGGAACUGCAAAGAGAAAAGACAAAUCUGGACAGUACUCUUCGGAAACUGGAUAAAGAGAUGGAACAACUGAACCUGAAUACUACAGUUAUAACCCAAAUGGAUAUGCUGAAAAAAGAUAAAGCUGACAAAGAAGACCAAAUCAGAAAAAUUAAAUUUAGACACAGUGAAGAAUUAAUCUGCUUGUUGGGAUUUUUCCCAAGCAAAAAUCAGCUUGAAGAUUGGCUUCACUCAAGAGUUAAAGAAAUUAAUCAGACAAGAGAUAAGCUUGCCAAGCUCAACAAAGAACUUGUUUCAGCAGAACAAAACAAAAGUCAUAUUACCACUGAACUAAGGAAAAAGGAGGAACAGCUGUCCACAUACGAAGAAAAGCUUUUUGAUGUCUGCGGAAGUCAAGAUUUUGAAAGUGAUCUUAAUAAGCUGCAGCAUGAUAUUGAAAAAACAUCCAAGCAGCGAGCUAUGCUUGCAGGAGCCACAGCAGUUUAUUCGCAGUUCAUCACACAACUAGCAGACGAAAACCAGCCAUGUUGCCCGGUGUGUCAGAGAGUCUUUGAAACGGAGGCAGAACUGCAAGACGUCAUAAAUGAUCUUCAAGCCAAACUGCGCCUUGCUCCAGACAAACUAAAGACAACAGAAUCUGAACUUAAGAAAAGGGAGAAGAAACGGGAUGAUAUGAUUUCUCUGAAACCUAUCAGGCAAACAGUAUCUGAACUCCAUGAAAAAGAUAUACCUGAGUUGAGAAACAAGCUACAGAUCCUUAACAGAGAGAUCCAAAGCCUUAAAGCUGAUAUAGAAGACCAGGAAAACAUCUUGGGUACUAUCGUAACAGAGGAAGAAAGUGCAAAAGCAUGUCUGCAGGAUAUUACACUUAUGGAAAGGGAUCAGAUUGAUCUAAAGGAUGUUGAAAGAAAAAUUGCCCAGCAGGCUGCUAGGCUCCAGGGAGUGGAUUUGGGACGGACUCUUUUGCAAGUGAGCCAAGAGAAACAGGAAAAAAAACACCAGUGGGACACAGUUACUAGCAAAAUUGAACUGAAGCAGACACUCAAGCAAGACCAACAAAAUCAAGUCCAGCAUUUAAAGUGCACAGUAAAUGAACUCAAAGCUGAGAAACUUCAGAUUUCCAGCAGCAUGCAGCGUCGACAGCAACUUGAAGAACAGACUGUAGAAUUAACAACCGAGGUGCAGUCUUUAAACAGAGAGAUCAAGGAUGCAAAGGAACAGUUACUUCCUUUGGAAACAACUUUGGGAAAACUUCAACAUGAAAAAGAAGAGUUGUCCAACAAAAAGAAUACAAGUUACAAAAUAACACAAGAGAAGAUAAAUGACAUUAAAGAAAAAGUUAAAAAUAUCCAUAACCAUAUGAGAGAGAUUGAGAAUUAUAUCCAAGGAGGAAAAGAGGAAUACAAGCAGCAAAAGGAAUCUGAACUGGAGAAAGUCACAGUUCAGCUAAUAGAUUCUGAGAAAAAGAAAGAGAAGAUAAAUAAAGAAAUGGGAACAAUUAGGCAAGAUAUUGAUACACAAAAGAUUCAGGAACGAUGGUUAGAAGAUAAUCUUACUUUAAGAAAAAGAAAUGAAGAUCUAAAAGAAGUUGAAGAUAACAUAAAACAGCUUUUGAAGGAAAUGGGGGAAAUGCAAGUACCACAACUGAAAAGAAAUCAAAAACAUUUAGAAGAAAAAAUAGAGGAUUUGAAAAGAAGCCAUAGUUUGGCACUUGGUCGGCAGCAUGGAUUUGAGGAGGAGAUCCUGAGAUAUAAGAAAGAGCUGAGAGAACAACAGUUUAAAAAUGCUGAAGAGAAAUAUAGAGAAAUGAUGAUAAUUAUGAGGACCACAGAACUGGCAAACAAAGAUCUUGACAUUUACUAUAGAGCACUGGAUCAGUGA
This is a messenger RNA of Pseudonaja textilis, 3595 nucleotides long. The record is from RefSeq and is a predicted model, not a curated record. Lineage: Eukaryota; Metazoa; Chordata; Lepidosauria; Squamata; Elapidae.